Closterium sp. Naga37s-1 is the source of this 555-nucleotide messenger RNA. NCBI's taxonomy places the organism in Eukaryota, Viridiplantae, Streptophyta, Zygnematophyceae, Desmidiales, Closteriaceae. The record is from the annotation of a GenBank genome assembly.
AUGUACUUUCAUCCACAUAUCCCUCCGUCUCCUGCUCCUCACUCCCCCUCAUUCCAGGUGAAAGCAGCAGCAGCCGCAGAAGCCAAAAAGAAGCAAGCGCAGCGAAGUUCGAAAGUGCGAGUGGCGGAAGGGGCAGCCAAGGAGGCAGAGGCCAGGCUGGCACGGCUGAAGGCGAUGCGAGAUGAGAUCGCUCCCAUCAUGGCUGAUAACGCAAGAAAGAAGGACCGCAAGACUGUGGAGCGGCGAAUCAUUCUGCUGGUUCAGCAGAUCUCCGCCUCGCACGACCAAAUCGCCAAGAAGUCAGCAGAUCUCACGGCCCUCCUGCGGGACCCAUCUCUUCCCCAGACGUUCGUCGCAAUCACCUUUGCCUCCAAGUGCGAGUCCCAAGUUACCAAGUUACCGCCGUUCGCAUUCGCUCUCGCGCAAGUCAUCGUGAACGUGUCCACACAGGCGCCCAUAGCCAUGGAAGCCUUGAUCGCAAGCCUGAACGAGACCUGCAUCUACACCGUGCCACAGCACUACGUCUUCUCCGAGGUAUGUUAUGUUAUGCUCUAG